AGACACCAGCUUUGUGCUCGCGUAGUGUAACGCGAGUGCCAUUGCCUCUUCAUUCUUACCGGCAGCUCCUUGCCAUUGAGUAGAAAGGUGCGGAAUGCUUUUAUGUAGAGCCUUCUGCGUUCGACUUGGGCUGAUUCAAGGUAGAGCGUAGUAGUAAUUGUGAAAGAACGUGUGUGGGGAAAACAAGCUACAGCGUCACGCUUGGAAGAACAAAGACUGUUUCGUAGGGUGCUGAUCUUUUUGGAGAAUGAUAUCGGUGUCGGAACUGUUACCUGGAGGAGGCCACUCUUAGGUCUUUGUUCACUUGUUGGGACACUCAUUUCAUCCCAGAGGGCUUGCAUUUAAGGCAUUUCGGAAAGAUAAAGGGUGGAAAUCUCGGAGAUGUUAGCGGCAGAGCCCUUGAGCGCUUCACAUGGUCAAGCAGAGAAAUGGGAAGAGGUGUGGGCCUGCUUCUUCCUGGUGUUGGGGUAGUGGUGCAAGGGCUGGGCUGGGCUGGGCUUGAAGGCACUUGCCACUUCUGUCUUUGGACAUCAUAAAGAAACCUAGGGAAGAAAAAGGCCCCUGGUGAGUCGGUUGGGAGUAGAGUAGCCUUGGUGUAGGGAUUGCUCAUGUAUUACUGUUGUUUAGUCUAUGAAUCUGUCAAGUGGCUUACCAUUGUUCAGUACGUUGGUUGGAUAACAAGGUAGGGUGACUCUUUAAAAAAAAGUUGAGUUGCUGAGUCAUUCGCCCCAGCCCAAGAGGUAAUUAGGAACAGCUGGUGCGAUACUCUCAUCACAUGCCUCGACUAUAAAAGGCCAGGGAGCACGCUUGCCUCAGAAGGUCGAAGGGGACCAGGCCACAGUUGUCUGUGUUGAUACAGGUGGAGGACAGUUAGAAGCAUGCUCUCCCCUGCGCGCCUGGCUCCACUGGCUGUGCAGGAUGUCUCUGCGUGAGAACCCGGUGUUUGCCUACGAGUCUUCGGUGCACAGCACCAACGUCUUGCUCAGCCUCAACGACCAGCGGAAGAAGGACGUGCUGUGCGAUGUCACUGUCCUUGUGGAGGGCCAACGGUUCCGCGCCCACCGGUCAGUGCUGGCGGCAUGCAGCAGUUACUUCCACGCCAGAAUCGUAGGCCAGGCUGACGCGGAGCUUAACAUUACUCUACCAGAAGAGGUGACAGUUAAAGGAUUUGAACCUUUAAUUCAGUUUGCCUACACUGCUAAGCUAAUUUUAAGCAAAGACAAUGUGGAUGAAGUGCGCAAGUGUGUGGAAUUUCUAAGUGUACACAAUAUUGAGGAAUCCUGUUUUCAGUUUCUCAAAUUUAAGUUUUUGGACCCCACUGCAGACCAGCAAGAAUGCCUGAGAAAAAAAUGCUUUUCAUCACAGUGUCAGAAAACAAACCUUAAAUAUUCACUUUUGGACCAGAAGGACCUAGAAAUUGAUGAAGUAGAGGAGUUUCUGGAAAAUAAAAAUGUUCAGACUCCUCAGUGUAAACUCCAAAGGUAUCAAGGAAACGUAAAAACAUCACCUCCCGUACAAGACAGUGCCAGUCAGACGUAUGAAUCCAUGUGCUUGGAGAAGGGUGCUGCUCUGGCUCUGCCUUCUUUAUGCCCCAAAUACAGAAAAUUCCAGAAAGCAUUUGGAACGGACAGAGUCCGCACUGUGGAAUCCAGUGUCAAAGAGGUCCAUGCUGCUCCUGUUCAGCCAAAUGAGACAUGCGAAAAUGAGUAUCUCGGGGGAGUCCAGGACUCUGCAGAUUUGCAGGUGAUUUUAAGAUGUGAAGAGAACAAAUUAGCAAUGGAACAUGAAGAAACGAAGAAAAAGGAUCCUGUUUCUCAGUGCCCAGCAGAAAAAACAGAAGUGACUUCUUUCCCCCACAAUUCUUCUACAGAUUCUCAUGGACUGUAUUCUUUGUCUCUUUUACACACAUAUGACCAAUAUGGAGACUUGAAUUUUGCUGGUAUGCAGACCACAGCAGUGAAAACAGAGAAACCCUUGUCAGGUACAGGUGUUCAAGAAGAGAAAACGUUUGGUGAAAGUCAAGAUGUUCAUUUGAAAUCUGACUCGGGCCCCAAGGAUGAUGGUAGCAUUGCAUCUAGUGAUCGGAGUAGUGUGGAGCGAGAGGUGGCGGAGCACCUAGCAAAAGGCUUCUGGAGUGAUAUCUGCAGCACUGACUCUCCUUGCCAGAUGCAGUUAUCACCUGCUGUAGCCAAGGAUGGCUCAGAGCAAAUCUACUCCCAGAAGCGGUCUGAGUGUCCUUGGUUAGGUAUCAGGAUCAGUGAGAGCCCAGAACCAGCUCAGAGGACUUUUACAACAUUGAGUUCUGUCAACUGCCCUUUUAUAAGUACUCUGAGUACCGAAGGCUGUUCAAGCAAUUUGGAAAUUGGAAACGAUGGUUACAUUUCAGAACCCCAGCAAGAACCUUGUCCUUACGCUUGCGUAAUCAGCUUGGGUGACGAUUCUGAGACUGACACAGAAGGCGACAGUGAAUCCUGUUCAGCCAGAGAACAGGAGUGUGAGGUAAAACUGCCCUUUAAUGCACAACGAAUAAUUUCACUCUCUCGAAAUGAUUUUCAAUCCUUGUUGAAAAUGCAUAAGCUGACCCCAGAGCAGCUGGACUGUAUCCAUGACAUCCGGAGAAGAAGUAAAAACAGAAUCGCUGCACAGCGCUGUCGCAAGAGAAAACUUGACUGUAUACAGAAUCUUGAAUCAGAAAUUGAGAAGCUGCAAAAUGAGAAGGCGAGCCUGUUGAAGGAGAGAGACCACAUUUUGUCCACUCUGGGUGAGACAAAGCAGAACCUGACUGGGCUUUGCCAGAAAGUCUGUAAAGAAGCAGCUCUGAGUCAUGAGCAAAUACAGAUCCUCGCCAAGUACUCUGCUUCCGAUUGCCCACUUUCGUUUUUAAUUUCUGAAAAAGGAAAAAGUACUCCUGAUGGGGAACCCUCGGUACCAUCAAUUUUCAGUCUCUCUGAUGGGCCUCCAGCUGCGCUGCCUCCUGAUGGGAGAAGAAGCAGUGAGGCCGGCUACAUCCGGGGGCAGGAGUCCAUUUCCAGUGCAGCCUCCGAUCCAGCCGGGCAGGUGGAGCAGAGGCAGAGUGGUGGGAUCUCCGACUUCUGUCAGCAGAUGACUGAUAAAUGUACUACUGAUGAGUAAACUUGGACUCCCUUCCUCCAGCCCCGCAGAUUUUCUACUGAAGUUUGGCAUUGUCUUGAAAGCCUAGUAAGGCCAUCCCUUACUUAUCAAUAUUGUGUUUUCCCCUCCUAGCUUUCUGUUCAGGAAAUUUCUCUCCAGUCAACCCUGAUUUCGCCUUGAUUUCCACAAGACACAGAAAUGAUUUGUUUUCCAGAUACUGAAAAAUCACAUGUGGAAAUCUGAUUUAUUUUGUGUGUGUGGCAGUGCUGGGGAUUGAGCCCAGGGCCUUGUGCAUGCGAGGCAAGCACUCUACCAACUGAGCUACAUCCCCAGCCCUAAUACUUGCAUUUUAAAGAAUAAAAUAAUUUCCCAGUAUUCAAAAUGACCAUGAGAAUGAAAACUGCAGAAUGUCAAACAGUCUAACAGCUUGAAACAUUUCCAGAUAGCUCCUACUGAAGAAGCGGCCUGCAGAAGUUUAAAAAUUGACCUUUUUGCAAUGUACUGGUUUAAAGAAAAUAUCUCCCCAAGCAUUGCUAAUAAGAGUUCCAGUCUACACAGCAGGUGGGUGUCAGCAUGGGGAAUGUUUGUGCAGAGCUGCAGUGUGAAAAGUAAGUCUUCUUGCUGAAUCCCAGAACUUUCCCCUGCAGCCUCUGCCAGAACCAGGAGACUCCUAGGGAGGAUCUAGGAGCAGGCAAGGGUUGACCCAAGGCAGGGGCUUCUGCUCCUCUUUGUUAUUAUUGACUAUAGAAUUUCUGGCUGCACUGCAGUAGUAGAUAAGUAUCAUUUUCCCUCUUUUCCCCUCUUCAGUAUCUUCUCCAUCUGAGCUCAUUAUGAAAUUUCUGUUUCCUGAUGUUCUUGCCCCGUGCCAGGAGAGUCGGGAUUCAGGAUGUCAUCACCUGAGUGUGUGUACUGGCAGCCUGAUCUGGGAUCCAGGGGAGCUUGCCAAAAUAGAAGACUGUUCACUUUUCUGCCCUAAGUCACGUAUGCCAGGAAAGCAGGCAUGGCAGUAGGUUGGGGAUUACCUACACUUACCAGGAGUGCAAUUCAUUUUUCAUGCUAUUUUUAAAGUCCUAUGGUAUACUUCUAAAAAGCAUUAUUUUAGUUAACAGUGUAUCUAUAACUCUGCAGGUUUGUGAAAAAGGAUGAAACUUAAUCUUGUUUGUUUAUGGGUUUGCAUUUGGGAACCAGAUUUAUUUCUAUUUUCUUUCCCUAUUUUGAUGCUGCAUAAAGGCACACAGAUCAUUUGUCUUUAAAAAUCAGUCUUUGUCUUUAUUUGAUCCUAUCAUAAAAUGUAUUUACAAUCUGAGUAACUAUCCCAUAACAUUUUGCAGUAAUGCUUAAACCAUUCUGGGAUUGCAGAUUUGGAAGUCAGAUGCAAGGUAUAGACCUCAACAAUUAAAAAAGAAAAUAUACAGGGUUAGCAUCCUUAAUUGAAAAUCCAAAAUGCUCCCAAAUCUGAAACUUUUUGAAUGUUGACAUGAUACCAUAGCAAAAAAUUCCAUACCUGAUCUCAUGUACAGGUAGCGCUCAAACAUGAGCACACACAACAAAAUUUGAAGUAACUGUAGGCUGUGGUGUAUAUGAAACAAAUCAAUUUUGUGUUUAGACUCAGAUCCUGUCCCCAGGAUAUCUCAUUUUUUACAUAUAUAAAUUUUUUUUCCAAAAAAAAAAUCUGAAAUCUGACACAAUCUGGUCCCAGGCAUUUCAGAUAAUGUAUUCACAUUUGCAGAAAUAUGAGGCUGCUGAAGACAAAUGGAACCCAGUUUCCAAGGGUACAAAGUAGUUUAUUUGGAAUAGAAAGUACUUUAUUUCAUCUAGUCAGAUGUCUUGAAAGUGACACUUCUCUAGACUGCACCUUCAGUGAAGGGCCCGGGUAGCUUACAGGGGAGAUGACCACCCACUGUGUGUGCAUGAUUUGGAAGCAAGUAGGGUAUUGCCUUGAGAGAAUAUGGGGACCAGUCUCAGUAUUUCAGAGUAAUUUGUUGAACAUUACUCUUGUUCGUGGGGUUGCGGGGGGAGGGGGCCUUGGAGCAGAUAUCACUAGUCUCUCUUCAGUGUUGUUAUGUUCUCUCUGUUAUUGACUUGGAAGAGAAAAUUAGUUGGGAUUGUUUUCUGGAGGCUUUCAGAAGUACACUCAACUUGUCAGGGAGAAUGGCCGUUCUAUAAUGCAUCCUGUCCCAUGAAAGAAUUGUGCCCCAUGUAGCUAUUUCUUUGAUAUCUGUAAUUUUAAAUUUCAACUUCACAUAUAAAAUAAUAUAAAAACUUUUCUGGUUUACAAAGUGUAAAGUCUUAUACAAGCCAGUGGAAUCCUUGAUUUCCUACCUCAUUGUACACUCAGCUGUCUGUCCCUCAGUUUUUGCAAAUGUUAAAUAAUCUUUUUUUUUUUUUUUUUAAUUUUUUAUUGUUGGCUGUUUGCAAAUGUUAAAUAAUCUUUUGCUUUAAUUGCAACUGUAUAUAUUUGCUUUGAAAAGUUACUGUUUUAUGAUAAAACCUAGUUGUCUUCACAGUUUAAAUAUAAAUUUUAAGGCACUUGGUUUAAAUUUCUCUCUACCUAUGAAGUUUAGCAUUAAGGAUUUAUUUUAAUGGUAUCUGAUAAUUGGCCAAGUGUAAUAUUUCUUAAAUUUAGCAUAACUUUUAAUAGCCAGCAUGUAAUACAAUAACUACACUACCUCAUACCUACAUGAUUUUCAAGUUGUAUUAUAGAUGGACAGGAAAGAUUUUAAUCUUUGUCUUUUGGCCAUAAGGUGGGGAAGUUUUCUAUAUAUUGCAUAGCAUUACACAUUUAUGCCUACUCUGACGUUAACUUCUAAAGAAGUUUUUUCUAAGAAAAUUUGUUUCAAGGCAAUUUUUUUUGAGGCUGCCGAAGACAAAUGAUAGGAUUAUGUGUAUACAGUGUAUGCCUUUUCCUUCAUGCAAAAUUUUGAAAAUGUCAUUUUCAGUUUGUAUAUUGCAUAUUUACAUGAUCAUUGUUCCUUAUUUUAUGAACCGGCCUUCUCAGUGCUUGAUGAUUUUUUUUUAAAGCUCAGUAAAAUCAUAUUACCUUAAAAUUUUUCUUAUUUCAAUAGUUAUAACGAAUAAUUUGUUAAAUUGUUAUAUUCGAAACAAUUGUGGAUAUAAACUUGGUUCUCCAUCUGUAAGUUUUAUAACAGUUUCACUUAAUGCUUAAUCAGUUUUAAGUAAGGAAUUAAAAGUAUUUGAUGCAGUAGACAAUAUAGAUUGCAUGUGGACAUUCAGCCACGUUAACAACUUGGAAAAACAAAUGGCAAUGUUAUAAAGAAUUCUCAGGUGAACUUUUUUCAGUUACGAAGCAUCUAUUUUGAACUUGUAAAUAUUUUAAAUGUUUUAUUAAGGCAUGUAAUAAACUAUUCUUUGAAACCGGUUGGAUAGCAUAAAAAUUUAAAGCCAUAUGGUAAAAGAUGGCAUACUGAUUGUAAAAUAAACAGAAAUAAUAACAUUGUUGAUUUUUUUUGUAUCUUUCAUAAUUUUCUAACAAUGCAAUAAAACCACUAGACUUUUAUCCAUA
Messenger RNA from Marmota monax (woodchuck), 6634 nucleotides. RefSeq names its product BTB domain and CNC homolog 1 (gene Bach1). Lineage: Eukaryota; Metazoa; Chordata; Mammalia; Rodentia; Sciuridae. The record is from RefSeq and is a predicted model, not a curated record. Gene Ontology annotation, molecular function: protein binding; DNA-binding transcription factor activity, RNA polymerase II-specific; RNA polymerase II cis-regulatory region sequence-specific DNA binding. Bases 919 to 3132 code for a protein of 737 amino acids. Gene Ontology annotation, biological process: regulation of transcription by RNA polymerase II. The transcript has 5 exons.